GGCCGUACUUGGUGAAGGAACGAAUCUAACUCUCUUGCUCGCAGAUAGGCCUGUAUCUUCUUACUUCAGCGCGGGUGCGCACGCGCAGUUGGGCCAGCUGCGCCGGCCGUCUCCCUUCUGUCUCUUUCUGUGCGAGAGUGUGAAAGAGAGAAGCGCAAAGGGGACGACGGGGACCGUUUGGCGGUCGUUUUUCUUCUCUCUUCCUCACCCCCUUCCUUUUCGGGUACUGUGUGAGCCGACGAGUCGUGGGCGGAAGAGGCGACAAGACGAUACGGGGAGUGUUGUGGAACAGGCUGAGGAGACGUUCGCGACAGAAGCACCAGGAGGAGAGGCGCGCAGGCCGCACUCGGGGCCCAGCCGGGAAAUGGGCAGAGUUUGUGUCAGGCGAGGAGGCGGCCGCCGAAGUUGAUUUCAGGAGCCGGUAGAAGCGAAGGCGCCGGGACCAUUGCUGGCCUCUCAGGAGUGUUUCCUUCCCAUGUGAAGAGGCGGCUGCGGCAGGAGUUCGGGAUUUGACCUACGGAGCGCAGCCGGGCGAGGGGGCCUCACCACCCAAUGGCGACUGCUGCUUCCUCCUCCUCCUUGUGGGCGCCUUGAAGGAUUCUUGUUUGCUGGAGCGAUCCCGAUGCCGAGCACCUCGGAGGCGGCGACGUCCGGAGGCGGGAGCGGCGUCCGGGGCUGGGGCGGCGGCGGCUCCGAAUCGCCGGUGGCAGAGAAGAAGCGGUUGCAUCACCGGCGGCGGAAGCGCUACACUUCGGCUCAGCAGCAACAGCUGCCACCCCCUCUGCCUCCUUCGCCCGUGGCGGGCCCGCCGGCCCCUUCGCUGCUGUUCCCGCUGCUGCAGCCCUCGCUCCUGCAGCCGCCGCUGCCGCCGCAGUCCUUGCUGUUCCUGGCGGCCACCGGCGGCGCCGCCUCCUCCUGCUGUGGGGAAGGGGGGGAGCGGAAGCGGCCGCGGGGCAAGCGGCGUUCGGGUUCCCGGCACAAGCGGCGGCGGCGCCCCAGACUAGCGGGUGCAGGUGGAGGUGGCUCUGGGGCAAGCCUCUCGGUCUCAGACCGGCGCGGGAGUGGGGCUGGCCUGGGGCCGCUGGUAGAAGCGGCGGCCGAGGAGUACGACGACGUAAGCUCCCAGUCGGAGGGGCCGCUGGGUGGCGGGACGGCCGGGGCGGGGAGCGGCGGGGGGAGCCCGGCCUCCUCAGGGGGAGGCGGGGGGAGCCAACAACGCUCGAGCCGCGCCGAGGCGGAUCGGAGCACCUGGAGGCCGCGCAGGGAGCACCGCAGCAGCAGCGGUCGACGCUCCCGGGAGCGGCACCGAGAGCACCGCAGGCGGGGGGAGGACAAGGACAAGCCUCCGCAGCAGGAGGCGGUAGGCGCGGUUGCCAGGGGGGGAGCUGAGGCUUCCUCGUCCUCCUCCAAGUCCCGUAGCCGCCACAAUCACAGCGGCGGCCAGGACCGAGAGGGUCCCCGGAGCAGCAGCGGCGGCGGCAGCGACGGCCGCAGGAAGGGCUCAGCUGCUUCGCCUAGCAGCAGCAGAAAGGACCGGCAGACUAAAGUCCACCGGAGCCGGACGAAAGUGGCUAAAGAGCCCCCCUCGGCUUACAAGGAACCACCCAAGGCCUACCGGGAUGAUAAGACCGAGCCUAAGGCCUAUAGGCGUCAACGAUCUUCUCCCAGUCCCGGUCGGGAUGACAGCCCGCCUAGCCACAGAGCGUCACAGAACCAGCGGAGCCGCAAGUCGCCCAGUUCCCGUUCUUCUCUAAGUCCUUAUCGCCGCCGCUCCCCUAGCUACAGCCGGCACAGUUCCUACGAGCGCGGGGGGGAUGUGUCACCCAGUCCUUACAGCAGUUGGCGCCGGUCUCGCAGCCCCUACAGUCCCGCCAUCAGAAGAUCAGCAAAAUCCAGAAGCAGAAGCCCUUAUUCAUCAAGGCACUCAAGAUCUCGCAGUAGGCACAGAUUAUCAAGAUCCAGAAGUCGCCAGUCGAGUAUUUCUCCUAGUACUCUGACUCUAAAAAGUAGCCUGGCUGCAGAGUUGAAUAAGAACAAAAAGGCUAGAGCAGCAGAGGCAGCCAAAGCCAAUGCUAAAGCUUCAAAUACAUCUACACCUACUAAGGGAAGUACCGACAACAUUGGGGUGACCAUUCCACAAGCAAACAAUGUGAAGGAAGUAAAGAAGAUAAAAACUGAACAUACACCUCCUUCAGGUGGUUCAGUCUCAAAAAACGAUAAGACAAAGACUAAAGUCCCUGUUCAGGAAACAAAGGGGGAAAACAAUUUGAUUGUGGAGAAAGCUGCCAAGCAAAAGGUUUUGGUGGUGAAAGAAAAUAAACCAACCCCUGUUAAGCCACCAGUGCAACCUGCUGCAGUAAAAGAGAAAAGCAAGCCUCACCUCCCAAGUGCACCACCGAAGGAAAAGGAUCGCAGCGUUUCACUGAUAACUUCCACGCUGCCGCCCCUGCCUCUUCCGCCGAUGCUGCCUGAAGAUAAAGAUACAGAUAGUUUUCAAGGGACCAUUUCUGUGAAAGCAGUUAAAAAAGAAGUAGAGAAGAAAUUACGUUACUUGCUUGAAGACCUGCCACUGCCACCUGAGUUGCCUGGAGGAGAUGAUGUAUGCAAAAGCCCUGAAGAGAAAAAAAUAUCAGUGCAUCUUAAAAAAAGACCGAAGAUAUGUGGACCACGCCAUGGUGAAACAAAGCAAAAAGAAAUUGACUGGGGGAAACGCUGUGUGGAUAAAUUUGACAUCAUUGGCAUUAUUGGAGAAGGCACUUACGGGCAAGUUUACAAAGCAAGAGAUAAAGACACAGGGGAAAUGGUGGCACUAAAGAAGGUACGUUUGGAUAAUGAGAAGGAAGGAUUUCCAAUUACAGCUAUUCGAGAAAUUAAGAUUCUUCGACAGCUUAAUCACCAAAGCAUAAUCAACAUGAAAGAAAUAGUAACGGAUAAGGAAGAUGCUUUGGAUUUUAAGAAGGACAAAGGUGCUUUUUACCUUGUAUUUGAGUAUAUGGAUCAUGAUUUGAUGGGGCUCCUGGAAUCUGGCUUGGUUCAUUUUGAUGAAAGUCAUAUCAAAUCGUUCAUGAGACAGUUGAUGGAAGGCUUGGAUUAUUGUCACAAGAAGAAUUUCUUGCACAGAGAUAUUAAAUGUUCCAACAUCUUACUAAACAACAGAGGGCAGAUCAAACUUGCAGAUUUUGGACUGGCUCGGCUGUAUAGCUCUGAGGAGAGUCGACCAUAUACCAACAAAGUUAUCACUUUAUGGUACCGCCCUCCUGAGCUAUUGCUGGGAGAGGAACGAUACACACCUGCCAUUGAUGUCUGGAGUUGUGGAUGCAUACUGGGUGAACUUUUUACUAAAAAACCGAUAUUUCAAGCAAAUCAGGAACUUGCUCAGCUGGAACUGAUAAGCCGCAUAUGUGGAAGUCCUUGUCCUGCAGUUUGGCCUGAUGUGAUAAAACUGGCAUAUUUCAACACCAUGAAACCAAAGAAGCAGUACCGUCGGAGACUAAGAGAAGAAUUUGCUUUUAUUCCCCCAGCUGCACUAGACCUCUUUGAUUACAUGCUUGCUCUGGAUCCCAGUAAACGCUGCACAGCCGAGCAGGCACUUCAGUGUGAAUUUUUGCGAGAUGUGGACCCUUCGAAGAUGCCUCCACCAGACCUUCCUUUAUGGCAGGAUUGCCAUGAGUUAUGGAGUAAGAAGCGCAGAAGGCAAAAGCAGAUGGGCAUGACUGAUGAUGGAACUAAAAUUCCAAGGAAAGAUUUGUCCUUGGGGAUGGAUGACAGCAGAGCCAACACACCCCAGGGCCUGCAGAGCUCUUCUCAGCUGAAAAUGCAAGGCAGUUCCAACAUAGCACUUGUGAAAGGAGGCAGCGGUCAGCCGCUAAAUCAAAAUGAAGUGGCCAUUCUCCUAAACAUGCUUCAGUCUAAAACCAGUAUUAACAUGGCACAAUUUGCUCAGGUGCUGAACAUUAAGGUGAAUCCUGAGACUGAGCAACAGCUGAAUAAAAUAAGCCUUCCAGCCGACAUUUUGGAAGCAGGGGAAAAACAGACUGAGCAGCAGCAGCAGCAGCAGCAGCUCCCACUGCCUCCCUCACCGGACCAGGAGCCUUUAAAACAAACUGCAGCCUCUCAGCCUUCUGUGCAGCCUGCUCAAUUGACCCAAACGAAAGUUGACACUGAGGUUGCUCAAGCAGCUGUGCAGAGUGCAUUCACAGUUUUGCUAUCUCAGUUAUUAAAGACUCAGCAAGUGAAGCAAAGAGAAAACUUGUUAGAAGAAAAGGAGAAUGGAUCAGGAAAUGAGAUGCCAUUACACCCCAGGCAACCUCCAGAGCCAAGUACUCCAGCAUCUGGUGGCAACUGGGAAGAUGCAGAAUCUCCAGCAUCCAUUUAUCCCCAUCUUAUCAAAUCAUUAUAUGCAUGUGCAGGACAAGAUGACUUGGAUAGGCAAUUGGAGAUGAGGCCUCAAACGCCAGAAGAGCGACCUCGCAUCUUGCCCCCAGACCAGCGCCCCCCCGAGCCCCCAGAACCACCACCUGUCACUGAAGAAGAUCUUGAUUAUCGGACAGCGAACCAAAACAUGUCUUCAGUUAGUAGCUCUUCAGGGAUGGAUCCUCAUGCUGGAGUGAAAGCAGCUCUUCUACAACUGCUUGCUCAUCAUCAGGCUCAAACAACUGAGAAACCAGCAACAUCUAGUGUGGAUUUCCAAUCCAGAGACUCCUUUGUAGCAGGUCCAGAUUAUAAGGAUAGUUUUGGAUCAUCUACAUUCUCUUCUGCCCACUACAGCAGUAGUGAUGGAAUAGGAAGUGGAUCAUCUGGGACACUAGAAAGGGGAAAUUUUGUUGGAAGUUCAGAUGUUCAACCCUUGGAGAACUACAAUACUGCUUCUUCUCACUCUAGCGGUGCCCCUCCACCUCCUACCUUUUCAGAACCAUUUCAUAGUUCAGUAACUGGUUAUGGAGACAUUUACCUCAACACCGGUCCCAUGCUCUUUAGUGGUGAUAAGGACCAUAGAUUUGAAUAUAGCCAUGGUCCCAUCACGGUUCUGAGUAACAGUAGUGACACAUCCACAGGGCCUGAAAGUACUCAUUCUUUGACCUCAAAGAUGCAGAACUAUAGCUAUGGAAGUAAUUUACAAGAACCCCCUGGCAGUGUUAGCCACAUGCAUGGACAAACGUGGACUUCCCCUGCCCAAGGACCUGGAUACUCACAAGGAUACAGGGGGCACAUUAGCACAUCAGUAGUCAGAGGACGAGGCAGAGGAUUGCCAUAUUGAGCAUCUGUUUCUUUUUCCCUCAGGCACAUCAUUUUUACCUGGAAAGACUUUGUAGCUGUGAUUUCAAAGCAGCAAUCCAACAGACUUGAAUAAUGUUAAUUCAACAGCUUUAUUUUUAUGUGGAAAGGGGUCUUGCAUAUGAUAGGAAAAUUGCUUACAGUUCAUGCUGUUCUGAGAACCAGAUAAUUGAUUGUACAUCUUUGCAAAUUCUAGCUAUAAAUUUUAUAUUUUGGCAGUUAAGUCGAUGCUAAAUUUAGGGACAUCAGCUUUUUAUGGCACAUUUUCAGAUCUGAACUAUGCACACACUUGUGCUUUUUUUGUAAGUUUGGACCAACUUUUAUGUAAAAAUUUUACAACAAUCAAAGCAGGGCACUGAUUUAUUUGGUAUUUCUUUUUACAAAACAACCUUUUAGUCAAAAAGUCACUGUCCGUCUUUGCACUGCUUUCAGUGUUAUCUGUGGAAGGUGUUCUUUGUGCUCAUUUCAGACAAUAAAACACAGUCUUUCUUGAUACAACAGUUUUAUACAUAUUUGGGCAUUGAUUUGAUUUACUUUCAAAAUCAUUCGUCCAGUAAAACAUCUUGUCCAUCUUCCCAGCGUUUGUAUAAAAACUGUUUUACUUGAAUGGUAAGUGCCUUAACGAUGUAAGCUUAAGGUCUGAAGAACAUGUCAUUAAAUUCAAAAGGCUGUUUGAAGGUACUUUGUAGUUUGAUACAAAGAUUUAAUAUUUACUCUACAUUGGUAGUAACUUAUGGACAAGGGGGUAAAUGGCAUUCUUACAGGAUUCUCAUGUGCUGUUAGAUAAGUCAAAUUAUGAAACACUUAGCUUUAUUUUCCACCAAAUGACAACUAUCCCCAUAAUGAAUUAAGUGAAGUAAUAUGAUAAUGUGCAGACAGUAAUGAAGAAAGAUAGGUCUCCUUCCAUUUUCUGUAAAACCUCUUACUCUAAUUCCUUUACCAAAUAAAACUUAGUGUCCUGUUUUAUUCAAAAUAGUCUUUUUAUUAAAAUAAAAUGGAAUAGCAUUUUGUUGUAUCAAAUUAAUAACUAGUUUUGUGUUGGAAAACUGACAUUUGCUUUUCCCCACAUAAUUUGCUGCAGAAUGUAACCCAAGUUACAUAACCAGCAUUUAAUGCGAUGAACUUAAUAAGCAGUUAAAAUAUCUGGAAACUGGGACUGUGCCAACCAAUUCUGUAUUAAAGUAUUCCACUAACUUGCUACUUGAUUUGAAUCUGUUUUGAAAUAAUUUCAUCACAUGUUCAACCUAAAAGCAAAAAAUGCUUCCCAGAAAAUACGAUUUUGGCUUCAAAGAUGAUGCUUUACACAGUAUAAAUUUGUUAUAUGAGAAUAAGACUAAGCCAGGACACCACUAGGCUUCCUGCGUACUAAGAUGUUUUUAAGUGACUAUAUUGGAAAAAACAGUUCCCAAAUGAUUAUCCAGUUGAUAAGUCAGUGCACAUGUAGCUAUUUUCUAAAUAUGUUUCUAUUAACAGAAUUACAAAUGUAGUCUUGUCAGUUGUGACUUUAAUCUUUUGGAAGCAAACAUAACAUACUUUGCUUCAAAUUCUUUACUCUUGAUUUGAGUGAAUAUAGCAUUGUAGGGUGUCAAAUUUGUUGCAACUCCCUUGUAAAUAUGGCAUUGGUCAUCCACAGUAUCGUAUAGAGAAUCCUGACUGAAAAUAAAACAGCUAAAACUGGAAGAUACUUAAUCUUAACAGCUUGUUUUGACAUUUCAUAUAGAAGAUGCUGGAUUUGGAACAGAUCUUCCUAAAUAAGUCAGAUUAGUAAAAGUCUACUCAAAAGUGAAUAAUAUCAGCAAUAUCACUAUGCCAAAACUUAACCAGCUUCUACUCUACCUCAUCCCAGAGACAGUUUUCAUCCAUGUACAAUCUAGGAAAAGAAAGAAUAGCUUGUAUCUGGGUGCACACUUGAGUGCUUUUACACUGGGGCUCCCCAGAUUUGUUUUUCUGAUUGUAAUUCCUGGUGCUGCAUUGGAGUCCAUUCCAGAUGGCUUUCGGACAUUGACAUGACUUUCCUUUAGACACAUGGUGGAAAGAAGCCUCAGAAACUCCAGAUUAGGUGGAACAUGUAGCUUUUUAAGCUCCUAUAACAUGUAUCCACUGCCCUAUCUAAUGCUACAGAGCUAAAAGGGAUUUAUAUUAACAAAGUUUUAAAAUUGUAUCUAAAUCAAGCUGGGCUGCUCUUCUUAAAAUCCCAAACAUAGACUAAGGCCAGUUUCUUCAAGUAAAGGGUUCAAGGCCGCCUUGAUGAUGGCCUGUUCUUUUGAAUAUGCUACUAUAAAUCUGUUGGAAACUCAACAAGAUCAAUUCUGCUUCACUAAGGAGGCAAGUGAUGUAGAGAGACAUGCUUUGAAGAUUCAGUUUUUUUGAUGUAGAUCAAGAUGUCUACAGGGCAAAUAAGCCAAACAUUUUCAUACAACAAAAGCUUUAUAGGACCUAUGUAGUUGAUAAAACUACCUGGUCAAGUGUUUAUGUCAGUGCUCUUCAAACGUUUCUAAAUCUUAAGAGAAGGUAAGUGAAAAUAGUAAGUGUGCUACAGAGUGCCAACAAAAGCAAGUGGUAAAGCUUUCAACACCAAGGAAGCAAUCUUUUCCUGUGUUCAAGGUAAGUGUUCAAGAUAGCCAUGGACACCUGGAAGGGACAGUUCCUUUGUCUUGGGGAUAUUUUAUGAUAUUUUGAGGACUGUUAAUUAAAAUCCUUAGCUUUUAAAAACCUUAGCUUAAAUAUAAGUAGUACAUAUUUCUUGAAAAACACACGGCUGACAUACAGACCACCACACCAUGGUUAUGUUUCACACUGGAUUUUGAAUAGUAUAUAACAAGCUUUAAGAAAAGUAAUGUCAUAGACAGUCCACAAAUACUUGUUUUUAAGGCUAACUUUAAUAACUGAUCAAAGGGGGAAAUGAUUAAAUAGGAGGGGGGGUAACAGCAAAACGAGACUGUUGGCUGUAAAUGCUAAUGCUGGAAUUAGUUAAUAUUUUUUUAAAAACCUGAAUGAGUUUCACAUAUAUCUCAGUGCAGUAGGUCUAGAAGCCUGAACUGAAAGGGAAGAAAUUAUAUCCUUAAUUAAAAGGCUGGAUUUCUUGUAUCAAUAUUAGCACAAGCUGCUGGUUCUGAAACUAUUCUUAGUGAAUUUUGCCUCUGAUGGAUAUUAAAUUACAUAAAAUAAAUACUGUCAAAAUAUAGUUUGGAAUCAUUCUGUAACAGCACUUUUUGUUAGUUUUUAGAAAUUAGGUGAAGGCACGUAAAGGUUAAACAUGAACAAAAAUUAGAAAAAGGGGCUUACCUUGUGAGUUCUCAAGGCAUAAAAAUGUAGUGCUUAGGUGCUAACAUGACAUCUAUGCCAAAAGUCAGUUUUCUCCGUUUACCUAAUUUGUAUAAAUGUACUGAG
This is a messenger RNA of Rhineura floridana, 8664 nucleotides long. It is a transcript of the gene CDK13, whose product is annotated as cyclin dependent kinase 13. Lineage: Eukaryota; Metazoa; Chordata; Lepidosauria; Squamata; Rhineuridae. The transcript has 14 exons. The coding region runs from base 623 to 5257 and encodes 1544 amino acids. Gene Ontology annotation, cellular component: nucleus; cyclin/CDK positive transcription elongation factor complex. The record is from RefSeq and is a predicted model, not a curated record. Gene Ontology annotation, molecular function: cyclin-dependent protein serine/threonine kinase activity; RNA polymerase II CTD heptapeptide repeat kinase activity; cyclin binding. Gene Ontology annotation, biological process: protein phosphorylation; transcription elongation by RNA polymerase II; positive regulation of transcription elongation by RNA polymerase II.